Molecule: messenger RNA, 1035 nt
Organism: Haemonchus placei
Lineage: Eukaryota; Metazoa; Nematoda; Chromadorea; Rhabditida; Trichostrongylidae
Source: the annotation of a GenBank genome assembly
AUGAACUUCUCCUCAUUUAGCAACACAAAAGAAGCAGAUGAAAAAGUCACACAGCGAAUAAUGGUAGAUAACAUCAACUGGGUUUUCGUAAACUCGAGUGUUAAACAACAUCAGGCUAUUCAUGUAAAUGUUGCAGGCAGGUAUGGGCUAACCUCUGUUGGAAAAAGCAUCGGUGUUAUGCGAAGAAUGCCUCCACCUGCUACUCUUCCUUCUUUGAAGUCCGAAAAUAACGGUCAGGACCAAAACGUUGUCGUAAUAAUGCAAGGAGGUGCCGGAUGGAACAAAAAUGAAACGUCGACGGAUCCUUCUGAAGUGAUAAAGCCACAUUCCUCAUGCCCAACUACUGCUCUCGACUUGCGUCCUACCUGGGCAAAACAGUCACCAAGUUCAACGAAUAACGGGAACAGUGGCAAAGGAGAGUUCCCAACGUUGUCUACCUCUUCUCAAGGAAUCAGUAAUACACAAAAACUUCAAAGUAUGUUUUCUGAUUUUACGAAUGUAAGCACUCACCAACAAAUAGCAUACUUUUUAGAUUGUUUUGCUCUGAUACAUCAGUGUCUUAGCCUCGUCCUGCUUACUCCAAUCACUCCUAUUACGCUUGUCUCGUCGCAGAUUUCAGAGUACAGCGAUAAGCGCGGAGGCUGCUGGCCACCCGUGGACAACGCUGCACAGCCCGCCUUAGCGUUCACGUCGCCGCUGAUGUCCUUUGCGUUGCGGCAUUUCGUGCUAAAUUUUGAAGGGCUUGGGAUUUGGGGGUACGGGAAUAAAUUUUCGAUCGCACCUAAUCAAGCUCUCCUCGCACCUAGGCGCGAAGUGACCUUAAUUAGGUGCGAAGACUCCGCAGUAAUUACGCUGCCCGCACUCGCUACUAAUCGAGUUGAAACUUGUCAUUUAAGGAUGAUAAUGACAGUUUUAAAAAAUAGAGAUUCUAUUAAAAAUAUUCCUUUUCAAAAAAAAGUUCCAAUAUCAAUUUCAACGGUUUUGGGAGUUUUAUUUACACGCAUAAUAAAUGAAUCCAAUACAUUUUGUGGAUAA